This is a messenger RNA of Paramecium tetraurelia, 2409 nucleotides long. RefSeq lists its product as uncharacterized. The record is from RefSeq and is a predicted model, not a curated record. Lineage: Eukaryota; Ciliophora; Oligohymenophorea; Peniculida; Parameciidae. The transcript has 7 exons.
AUGAAAUUCAGUUUAACAAAAUCAUAUGAUGAAAAUGAAAAUGUCCCAUUUAAGAGAUCCAUAGAAAAACUUUAAAUUAAACCAGAAAGUCAUGUCCAAUUUUGCAACUUUGAUUGGAUUGCCAUAUAAAAAGACUCUGAUAUUACGCUCUACAAAGAAGGACUGCAAGAUGCUACUGAAAUUGACCUCACUUAAUUGUUUGGUAAAAAUCAAAGCGGCAAAGUUUAAAUUUACUUUUUCAAAUUUGCAAAUGAAUAAUUUGAUCAAAAGCAAAUGAUCCUAAUUGGAAACAAUUUCAUAAUUGGCUAUGACGUGAUAGAAUAAUAAAAAACUUGCAAAAUUUAGAUGAAUGAUGAUUAUAGACUUAGAAGAAAAUUGCAAUUUUAAGAGGUUCAAAUACUUGAACAGGACCAAACUUUGUAUAUACUGACUGACCAUUUUGACUUAAUCACAUUGAACCUAUCCAACAAAGAAAAUCGAUUCAAUCACUAAACUUUAUAAAAAAGAGGGAGCUUUAUAUCUAACCUAUUGUUUUAAAAUAACUUAGACUUUUAUAUCAAAGGGGCUAACUUUAAGUUCUCAGUCUUUGAAGACACACUCCUUAUCAUAUAAUAAACAUAGUCGAAUCAGAUAAAAUUAUAUUAAUGUAGUUUGAACCCAUAUAAUUUGAUUACUCAAACUCAACGGGAUUUUGUUUGUGAAGUCUCCAACUCAAGCUACUAAGUGAAUAUUAACAAUUUUCAUUUAUCAAGGACUUCCAAAGGAAUUAUUUGGAAACUUUUUGCUAUCAUAGAAAACAAAGAUUAAUUUGAUUCAUUCAGCCAACUUAAAUUGAUUACAAAAGAGAUUGAAUUUAUUGAUUAAAGGCCUGACUAAUCCAAUUUAGAUAAAUUAAUAUAUGAAGAUUUGAAUGAAUUGCAAUUGCAAGGCAAUAAAAUUAGGUCUUAUUUCUUUUAAAAUGAUUCCGAUCUAACUGUCCUCUACUCAGUCUUGGAUACUAAUUAUUAUCAUAACAACUUAUCUUAAUCCCUUAAAGAACAUAAACUAUUCAAUGGAAAUCUAUAAGGUGUAGGACUUUCAAUAAAUAAUGGAUUAUCUUAAUUGAAAGUGUGUUCCAAUGGGAAAAUAUAUAUCCUAUAAGAAAAUUACCAUGAACGCCCUGAGCAAUUAGUCACUCAUUUUUAAGGAAGAUGUAUGCAUGAAAUCAUUUUUAAUUUAUUAAAGGAAGGCUAUAAAGAUUUCAUUGAUCAUUCAAAUAGUAACUCGGCUUUCUUGAAAUUAGAGUUUUAGGCAUUUUCAGAAUAAAUAAUUUGUUAAGUAAUAAACCAAAUUGUUUGGGAUUUCAUGGAAACUCCUAUUUCUAAAUAUUCAGAUAUCAAAACUUAAUUGAAGGAAAACUAUAAAAAUUUAGAGCUCUGGAAAAAAUACACAAAAACUAUAGUUAAAAAUCAAUAAAUUAUCUUAAAUUUAAUCAGGUCAAAGAUUUGCUUAAAAAUUGGUGAGUACAUUAAAUAAAAUGAAAAUAGCUUAAAGUAAUUAAUAUAGGAAUGCUUAAAUAAAUGGUUAGUGUUUACUUAGUAUGAAUAAUAAUUUUAUUCCAAAUUGGAAGAUCUUCCAACAAUAAUUGAAUAACUAAUGGGGCUCUAGGGUUAAGAACAGCAUUUAUUUAAAAUUUUGAUGAUUAUUUACACUGAUAUUAAUGAAGAGAUGGAAUUCAAUAAGAUUUAAUUCCCUAAAUUUUGGACUAAUGAACCAGAAUGGUUAAAUUUAGUCAUUUAGGCCUUGUCUAAAUUGAGUUAAAUACAAAAAAAUGAAUUCUUUUCAUUGUUUAAAUUUCUCAUUACUGACAUAUCAAUAGUGUUUAAGUUUGAAAGAAAAAUAUCUCCUUUAUAAUUUCAGGUAAUUCAACAAUUCUCUAAUUAAAUUUCAGAAGAAUAAUUUUAGGAUAUUUUAAUAAAAAAUUAAUUAUAUGAUAUUUUGUUUUAAUGCUAUUUGUAAACUAGUUUAAGAUUAGACAUGGUAUUUGAUUUAAUUUCUAAAGAUGAAAAAUUGUGUUAAAAUUUUAUUGAUUUAUGUUUUGACCAUGAGAAAAAUUUAAAUUAUUAGGAUUAAAUUGAUUAACAUGACGAAAAUAAAUUCUUACAUUAAAAUCAACCAAAAAGAUUUUAUUAGAUUCUAGAUUAGAUUGAAGAAAUGAAAUGUGUUGAUUAAGUAUUAAAAUGUGUAAAAAAAUAUCCAAAACUUUAUAAUAUACUUUUAAUUCGAUCAAUGAGAUUGGAAGAGAUUCAAGAUUUUGCAGCUUUAUAAUAAGGAAAUGAUCCAAAUGCUAAAUACUACAGAUUCCUAGUCGAUAGAGGAUAAUAUAUUGUUGAUAAAUAAAGAUAAUAAUAAAUAGAUAUUGAAUAAUGA